This is a messenger RNA of Diabrotica balteata, 4873 nucleotides long. Lineage: Eukaryota; Metazoa; Arthropoda; Insecta; Coleoptera; Chrysomelidae. The record is from the annotation of a GenBank genome assembly.
GUUCGGUUCGGCGCCAGGACUGUGACGAGACGUGACUGAUGUGUCUGAUCACCAUAGAGUAUAGAGAAAUAAUGCUGAUCACUGAGACCAAUUAUAUUUUCUCAUUUUCGGUAUUUUCCACUAUUUUCUAUAUUAAUGUAGAAUUGUAGAGUGUGGUUAAAGUUGUUAUUUAUACUGUGGUUAAAGUUUAUUUGUUAACCAUGGAAUUUAAAAUUGAAAUUAAGGAAGAGUCUUUUGAAUAUGACCAAAGACAAAUAGAGAGUCAGCUAUCAACAUCAAUAGAUCUUGGGCACUUGAAGAAUGAACCAGAAAAUAACUCAGCUGUGGUAGUAAAAACUGGCGUUAAGGAAGAGUUUGUAGAAGGUGACCUAAGCUAUAUAGAGAGUCAGUUAAAUACAUCAGGUGAUCUGGAAUACUUGAAGAAUGAAUCAGAUGAAUAUUCAGGUUUUACUUGUGAGGAGAACAAAGUGAAAAUAAUGCAAAUAUUGUGUGAACAUUCAUACCAUAAAGGACACUAUACGAGUCAACACACUGAAGGAAAAACUGUAAAAAAAUAUAUAAAGUUUCAGACUAAACAGGGACAUCAUAAUUGUGAAAUUUGUUUCAAGAAGUUUUCUCAAACCUGUAAAUGGAAAAGACACUUGAUGGUACACACUGAACAAAAAGCUUACAAGUGUGAAAUUUGUUUUAAGCAAUUUACUGUAGCAGGUAAUUUGAAAACACAUUUGUUAGUACACAGUAAAGAAAAACCAUACAAGUGUGAAAUUUGUUUUAAGCAGUUUUAUCAACUAAGUAAUUUUAAAACACAUUUGGCAGUGCACCCUGAACCGUACAAGUGUGAAAUUUGUUUUAAGCAAUUUAUCCAUGCAAGUACUUUGAAAACACAUUUGGUUGUGCACACUAAAGAAAAACUAUACAAGUGUAAAAUUUGUUUUAAGCAGUUUACCCAAGCAAGUAAUUUAAAAGCACAUUUAGUAGUGCACACUGAAGAAAAACCGUACAAGUGUGAAAUUUGUUUUAAGCAAUUUAAACAUUCAAGCUCUUUGAAAACACAUUUGGUUGUGCACACUAAAGAAAAACCAUACAAAUGUGAAAUUUGUUUUAAGCAGUUUACCCAAGCAGGUAAUUUAAAAGCACAUAUGGUAGUGCACACUGGAGAAAGGCCAUACAAGUGUGAAAUUUGUUUUAAGCAAUUUAACCAUGCAAGUAUUUUGAAAACACAUUUGGUAGUGCACACUAAAGAAAAACCGUACAAGUGUGAAAUUUGUUUUAAGCAGUUUACCCAAGCAAGUAAUUUAAAAACACAUAUGGUAAGGCACACUAGAGAAAAACCAUACAAGUGCGAAAUUUGUUUUAAGCAAUUUACCCAAGCAGGUAAUUUGAAAGCACAUUUGGUGUUGCACACUGAAGAAAAACCGCACAAGUGUGAAAUUUGUUUUAAGAAGUUCAGCAAAACAAGUAAUUUAAAAAGACAUUUGAAAGUGCACACUGAAGAAAAACCGUAAAAUUUGAUUUAAGCUGUUUAGUCUAGCAAGUAAUUUGAAUACGCAUUUGGUAGUGGACAUUGAAGAAAACCGUACAAGUGUAAAAUUUGUUUUAAGCAAUUUAACCAAGCAAGUAAUUUGAAAACACGUUUAAGAGUGCAAGCUGAAGAAAAACCGUAAAUUUUGUUUUAAGCAGUUUAGCGUAGCAAGUAAUUUGAAAACACCUUUGGUAGUGGACAUUGAAGAAAAUCGGACAAGUGUGAAAUUUGUUUUAAGCAGUUUAACCAAUUGACAAAUGGUCAAAUUGUAUUGCGGCUGGAUUUAUAUCAUGGUGAGUUGAAUCCCAUUGUGAAAAUUUGGACCCAGCUGAAAAAUGAAGUGUUAUUUGAAAUCACAACAUUUAAACUGCAACAAAUAAAAACAACUUCUGUUACAAGCUUUCAAGAAUGCAAGUACAACACAUUGGCAAAAUUGUGUUAAUUAGGUACACCCUAAUGUAGAAGAAGAAAUGUGUAAAUUAGAUGGCAUCAUGGAUAGUGUAAUAGAACAAGUUCUUCAGAAGAUGAAUACAUUGUAAUUUUAAUAUGAUUAUAAUUUAUUUGAAUUUAUAUUUUAUAAAAAUUAAAAAUAUAAUUAAAUGUAUAUGUCUUGAUUAACGGAUUAAAUUCUGCAUAUAUUUGUACAUACAGUGCGUUAAGUUUUGGAUUAGGUAUACACUCUAUAAAUGGCAACACUGCGCGUCGUCGACUUGCACUACAUAUCUGCUUCGUUGACUCGUCGUUGCUCGUCGCCCGUCGGCAAAUUUGUCAUAUUGUCAUUAUACCGUGGUUGUUUAAAGGUAUAACAGCGUAGAGUUUUAAUUUAUUUUUGUAAACAUGUCUGUUUAUAUGGCCGCGGAAAAAGCUCAAAUAAUAAAAUGGUUUUAUAGUGGCAAUUCUGCGCAACAGUGUGUAGAUUUAUUUUCUGUGUUUUUGGAGGGAAGACCAAUUCCUUGUGUACAGUCAAUUUAUAAUAUUGUUAAAAAUUUUGAGAGUUGUUAUUGCCUCAAAAAUUGCAGAAAAUGUCACGCUCAAGAAGUGUUACCAGAAAAAGUUGAGGAAAGAGAAUACCGGGAUACACAAAUUUGUGCAACAAUCGAGGUAGAUUCAACACGUUUAAGUAGAAGCGUUGCUAGAGAGUUAGAUGUUAGCAAUGUUACUGUAACGAAAGUAUGGAAAAAGCACGGUUACAAGAAUUUUAAAUAUUCGAAAACGCAGCAGCUUUAUCCAGACGAUUACUUUCGAAGAAUGGAGUUUUGUGAAACUCUAAUAACGAAGGCUAAUAGUGAACCAAAUUUUAUUAAAAACAUUUUAUUCACUCAUGAAUCUUCUGUUUCGUUAGUAGGGAGACACAAUCCUUCCAUUACGAGGUAUUGGGCGCGGGAAAACCAGCACAGAAGUGUUGUUUACCGAACUCAACUUCCUCAAAAAGUUAACGUCUGGACUGGCAUUUUAGGAGACCACAUAAUAGGUCCAUUUUUUAUUGAGGGCAACUUGAAUAGUAGAGUAUACCUCGAUUUGUUACAGAAUCAUGUUCUUCCCGCUAUUCUUAAUCUUCCUGAUGUAAAUCUGGAGAAUGUUUGGUUUCAUCAAGACGGCUGUUCAGUUCACAACGCUCGAAUUAUUAGGGAGUAUUUAAACAAUACUUUCCCGAAUCGAGUUAUCAGUGGAACAGGCGAUAUUAAGUGGCCUGCGCGAUCUCCAGAUCUUACACCCAUGGACUUCUUUUUUUGGGGACAUUUAAAAAGCAUUAUCUACGCUCAUCCUGAGGCUAGAGCCCAAAAUUUGGAUGAAUUAAAAAAUCGAAUAAGAGAAGUCUCCAAUUCUGUUACAGCAGAAACUCUUUCAUCUGUUCGCAGAAGUUUUUAUGACAGAUUGGGGUACUGUUCAGCCGUAGAAGGUCAACUAUUUGAACCAUUUCUGUAGGUCAUAAAGAAUUAUUUUUUAUUUUAUUAGGAAUAAUAUUUUAAUUUUCAAUAAGAGUAUAUUUUUUAUUUUAUCUUUUUAAAGAAAUACGCUUUUAUUUUUAAUUCAACCACAAAAAAAUUUUCACAUUAAUAAAAAUCGAUAACAAUGCACCGAUUAGGUCAGUGCAUUUUUAUCGAAUUUCCUACUAUUAAAAUCGGCUAUACGUAAUGAAACAUGAGAUCGGACGACAGAGAAGUACAUCCCAAACGUUGUUGUGAGUUACUAAACUAAAGUAAAUGAUCUGUCGGUGUAGAUACUGAGAUAGUCUCGGGUCGGAGAAAGAACAUUUGCAACGUUGCCGAUUUUAGCGCUCCGUAUAGUGUGCAAUACCUAAUUAAAAACUUAAAGCACUGUAUAUCAAACAGUUAAAACAAAGAUAUGAAAUUUUCACAAAGACAAUAAAGUGAGACAAAAUGGAAGAUAACUAACUAAGAUUGCAGUAACUAACUUUGUAAAAGUAUUUUGCAUUAAUCUUUUUUUAAUCAGCCUUUCUUGCAAAGAUACACUUAUGGCAAUAUAAAAAAAUUUAAUUGUUUAUCUGUAAAGUUCUCCGAUAGUGAUUACGGUCGAAGGCCGAGAUGGUCAACCAAAAAAAAGAACAUGAAUCUGGUGAAUUUUCUAUACUAAAUUCACUUGACAGAAAAGUAGCGGUCAACAAAUACAUGCACAGAAUACGUGAAACCUGAUGUCUAUAUAAUCGUACAGGGUUGUAUUAAGAUUCUAGCAGUCUAUAACAUCUGAAUUUAAAAUGAAUUAAUUUAUCAUUUUUAGGAUUACUGAUAAAAUAAUAGUAAUCAAUGAUUAAUCUUCCAAAGAAGUAUACUUAAAUAUUAGUUUUUGAAAACUGUCAUUCACACAUCAUUAGUUAAUUGUGGUGUUAAUCAAAAGGCAAAAAAUAGAAAGUUGUUUUUAUACAUUUUACGCUUUUAUUUAUUAACAUAACUUCAAAUAUUUGCUGUCUUUUUCACCAAACAAACUUACAUUAAAUUAUGAAAAAACUAAAUGCUCAUCUACUUUUUGCUAUAUACAAAAGUUGUCUGUCAAUGUUUAAUUCGUUAAAUAUAAAUAACAAAGAUCAAAUAUAUGGAUCGAAGUACACAACAUAUUUAGGGAAUAAAUAUUUAAAUGGGAAUUACAAAUAAAAAAUAUUAAAACUUUAUUUAUUGUAUAUCUCAAUAUUUAGUGACAAAAUAAAUUGUAUCGAAAUAUUAGUUUAAACUGAAAGUCUGGAUUUACUAUGUAUAUCCGAAUCAUGUGUAAUGACAAUAAUAUAAAUUCGCUUUAUCUUCCUAAUGCUCUCUUGUAAUGAUUCGUAAUACUUUUUUGAUUAUUUUUUAGGUUAUUACAUUUUUAUAUUUAUAGAAAUAUACUCGUACAAUAGUU